CGGGCAGGGACCUGAGAGGCCGCAGCAGCUGGGCCUGGGAGCUCUCAGCUGCCUUCUGACUUCCUCAUGGGGGUGACGCCAAUUCCCACCAGCCGAGUGGCUGGAGCCCGGGUGCCAACCCAAGAGGGCACUGGGGGCCCGGCGGUUAAAGCUGGCUUCAAGCAGUUCAAGCUCCCUGCGCCCAAAGCAGGAGGGCACUUUCCUGCUGAGCUCUGGAACGCCAGCCCAGGGUAGAGAUGGCAGAGAGCGCGUGCUGCAAGCUCGUAGAUUAUUUGAACGAUCUAGAAGCGCGGGAAUUCAAGAUGUUCAAGUUUCACCUGGAGAACUAUCCGCUGGAAGAUGGCUACAAGCGCAUCCCCCGCUCCAAGACAGAGGCGGCCGACACGAUGGACAUAGCUCGAGCCAUGGUCCAGGCUUACCAGGAGCCCAGGGCUCUGCAAAUGGCCGUGAAGAUAUUGGACGGCAUUAGCCGGAAGGAUCUGUCGCUAAGGAUCCAAAAUGACAUACCGGAGGUUUUCCGUCAGACGCCAGAGCAGGCUGGCGCGAGAGAGGACGGCGAGAAGGACCAGCAGGAGGAGCUGAUCUCGGAUAUGUGCGAUCGAUUUUUCGGAACCAAGAAGAAAGUGGAGGUGAAGCUGGAUCCCAACACCGCGUUCCCCACUCUGCUGAUCUCCCAAGACCAGAAAAGCAUGAGGCUCGGUGACCGCCCCCAGUACCUUCCCAGCAACUCCGAGCGUUUUGAUUUCCGGCCCUGCGUGCUGGGUGCCCCAGGCAUCACUAGGGGCCAGCUGGACUGGGUAGUGGAUGUGGGUGCCGGGAAAGGCUGGAUCGUCGGCGCCGCCCGGGAGUCGGUGGAGAGAAAGGGGAAUCUCUACAUAACGGCUGAGCGGGGGUUCUGGGGGCUGGAGUUUAACAAUGGGGAGUACCAGGCGCUCAGCACCCCUAAGACGACGCUUUUCUUACGGGCGUCUCUGCGCAGGAUCAAGGUGCAUCUAGACUACCUCCUUGGACAACUCUCCUUCUACAACAACGACACCAUGGAGCACAUCUUCACUUUCAACUACCCCUUCUCCGAGAAGAUGUUCCCCUUCUUCUUGACCUGGGACACAGACGUCCCACUCCAACUCUGCCCAUGUGACUGAGAGCACCUCCCCACCUUACGUUUUGCAAGAGCAGGGAUGUUAUACUCCAGUGCCUGGCCAAAAUUCCAGCCCUGGGAAUGAGCCGCUGCCACCAGCCUAUGUAUGUCCACUUUCACUUUCACGUCCUGUCCAGAUUGGGUGCGUAGCCUCCUCGACUGUCUCGCGUGACUUUGUCAGGUGAUAUUUUGUGUUUCUUGACGUCUCCAGCUCUGUUAGCCAAGUUUUUUUUGUGAGAAUCUGUGCUUUCAUUUAAAAAAAAAAAAGAACUAGUUUUCUAACCCUUUGAGUUGCGGAGAAAACCUGUGAAAACCUGACCCAAGAAAGGUCAAAACCCAGAAGGCAAAUGUGGAAAAAAACCCUCCAAGGUUUAUUACUGUAUUUGUAAAAUCUUGUGAUUUUUUUUCAA
This is a messenger RNA of Gopherus evgoodei (Goodes thornscrub tortoise), 1548 nucleotides long. Its product is annotated as E3 ubiquitin-protein ligase TRIM7-like. Lineage: Eukaryota; Metazoa; Chordata; Testudines; Testudinidae. Gene Ontology annotation, molecular function: protein binding. The record is from RefSeq and is a predicted model, not a curated record. The transcript is spliced from 4 exons. Bases 237 to 1142 code for a protein of 301 amino acids.